AUCUGCUGCACGAAUAUUCAGGUGGCGGAUUUGGAAGGAUUUGGUCGGCGUCUCCAUCAACGGAAAGAUCCCUCCAAUUAAGUCGGGCGCGGGGACUCCCUCCCUUUGGCAACAGCCGCUACGACCAAGGAGCCCCUCGCUGGGGUUCACGUAACGCCCCACGCCUCUGGGAAUGGGGGAGGGGGACACGAGGUGCUGCUGAUGUCAGCACGCCGACAGCUGUCCGCCCAGGCCCGUGCUCGCGCUACCGCGGUGGAUUAACUUCGGGCGACAGCAAGCCCCCCUUUUGCAGUCGGCUCUUCGGCGGAGGAGGAAGAGAGGGGAUACGCGUCGGUGGCGGUGGCGGAAACAAUGCCGGGCUUCGCAGAGGACCCACAGCUGCUGACGAAGGAGAAGCUCAAGCGUGAGCUCGUGGCGCACAAGGUGGCCCUGCCGGCGGGAGAGCACAAGAAGGAGGUGUACGUGCGGCUGUACCACCGGCUCGUGGCUCCGACAAGUGGCGCCGACUUCUCGAGCGACGAGGAGGACGAUGGCGGCGCCGCGCCGUCGCUGCACGGAGCGGACGGCGGCGUCUCGUCGUCGGAUGGGGUCGGCACAACGAGUGACAUGACAAGCAAGGUGGAGGUGGGAGGCCUAGACGUGGACGUGUCCUCGCUCUCCAACGCUGAACUCGCCAGGAAAAUCAGGGAGUUUGGAGUCAGCCCAGGGCCUAUUGUCGCCACGACGCGCAAGCUCUACGAGAAGAAGCUGCUGAGACUGCUGGAGCACGGGGACGCCGCCCCAUCCACGGCGGCCGCCGGGAGCUCGGGCGUCAACGGUAGCCUGCAGACCGAUAACUACAGCGACACGGAGGAGGACGAGGAGGAGGAGACGGCAGAGGUUUACGAACAAACCGGAGAAGUAACCGAAAAAGCGAUUCAGACAUCUUUCCAGUCGCCCUUCACAGCGCACUCUACCAAGGCACACGCUUCUCCCGGACCAUCGCAGGACAGCCCCGCGGGGAGGCCGGGCCCGGUGUCUCUGCACCGGCAAGCCAUUGCCCAUCAGAGGGCUCUGGCCGUUAGCGGUGCUGAUGCCGACAUAACAAAAGAGAGCACCCCGUGCACGAUGCGACAAUGGAGCUUCCAGUCCACCGGCCCGGACGACAACGUUGACUUCUCUCCGGAUGUGGAGAUGUUCACCAACUCGGCCUCCCGCAGGGAGACGCAACGAGAAAAGGUCGCCAUCGCGACGCCCAUGCUGUCUGAGGGCCUGGAGCAGCAGUUGACGGCAGCAGCAGCGGCCUGCGCCGUGCCCGGCAACCUCUUCCCGCACGGUGGCACCGUUUCGCAGAGGCCGUCCAUCAAGCAAGACGACCGCCGCUUGUCGUCGGAGUGGGAGUCUUGGUUCUCGGCAAAAGAAGAUUUUGUGUCGGUGCGGUCCCGGAAAAAGCCCGACAGCCUAAACGUUUCCCACCUUGUAGAGCAGUUUCGGAGCAAGAACAUUUCUCCAAUAGAACGUUCACUUUCCAAGAGCGAUUCUGGCGAAGGGCUCUGCGAGCUGGACACGGCCAUGAUGCAGGGAAGAUCGUCCGAGGACAUUGCAGCGACGCAGGAGCGCAGACAGAAACGUGCAACUCCUUGCACCCUUAAAGGCCAAGGCCGCCAGAGCAAAAACAUUGCGGACUUGAAGCUUGGUGGAGGCAACGAUGCAGACUUGUUUAUUUCACCAUCGGGAAUAAGCGCCACUCGACGGCGCCCGAUCCGCGGCUGCGCUCGGGACGGCUGGGGCGGCUUCUCCCCGGACCUGGCGUCCAGAUCGUCGAACGACCUCGGCGCCUCUCCCAUCUCCCGCCCCCCAGGGCAGGGCUCCGUCCACAAAGCUGCCGCUUCCGGGCCAGCAGCGGCGGCGGCCUCCGUGCCCGUGUGGGCGCGGUUGGUCGCCUUCGUGGUGGCGUGCGCGUUCAUCGCGCUCGUGUACUACGCCUUCGAGGAGAACGUCCACUUCUCUGGCUCCUUCGACGGGGCGGCCGACGCGGCAACGGCGGCUGCUGCGGUCGGCGGGAACGAUGGCGGCGGAGUGGCGAUGGCGGAGUGAAUGUCGCCCCCUCCCCCCGUUCAUCUUCCUGACCCCCUCCCCCCACCCCUCCCGUGCUCAUCCGUUUAGAAGCGGCUGUGAGAGAGGAGGGGGGGGAGGUCGCUUUGAGAUGGAAGUCUCGGUAUCGAGGGAGGCCUCCGAGGUCAAGCAACUUCAAACAACUACAUUUGACAACUUCAAUAAAGUAGUAACCGGCUUCGUUCAGUGUUAACGUUAUACCUAACAUAAAUAAGCUGCAUCGUUGUGGGUUUUUUGUUAAUAUCCACAUUCACAAGGCAAAUGCACAUGCCUCUUGCAUGUCUGCACGUGGGCCUGUUGUACCACGACUGGUCAUAUUUGGCGUCGACAUUCAGAAGCGGGCACCCUUCACCCCCCCCUCCCUUGUUGCUCUGAAAUCACCUGGCGUCUUCUAAGCGCCAUUUGGCUGUCUUGUCCUGCUGCGAGUGAAGCGGCUGGGAGGCUGUGCGCUUGGCUGUGUGCGUGCAGCCCCCAGAGGGGCCUUGCAGCGCCGAAUGCAGUCGAGGUAUAACAACCGCAUCGAUCUGCCAAUAUUGAUCCUUCAGCUUGCACAGAAGCGGCAUGCAUAAACAAUCAAUGUUUUUCAAUUUGUGUUUUAUGUCAUGGGUUCACGUGACCCCCCCCCCCACCCUCCUGCCACCGCCUAGCAGCCACCAGUGGCCGCUACAUUCAGCAAAGUGCGAAGAUAUCGAUUAGUUAAUCGAAUCGCGAAAAUGAAUUUCAUCGUUGGAGUCGUAUACCGCCGCAAAUACGCAGAGUAGCUCGGGGGGGUGGGAGGUACCGUGGGGAGUCCAUUCCCAAUCCUUACAAGUAGCGCUGCGAGUCGAUGCGGAAUCGCAGACGGGCUCGGGAGAAGAAAAUCCGGGCCUUCUCCCCCGCACCGCCUUGAUUUUCCACUCGUGACGGCUUGCGAACCCAUUCAACGCUUAAUCCCACUGAGCUGUCGAGAAAGAUCGCGUUUCUGCAAAGUGCAGUGCACAGGUUCUGCAAUGCUCGAGUGGCACGUUUGUCGCCAGGGCCUGUGAAGUGUGUUUGUCGACUUGUUGUUUGUUGAUUACGAGAAAGCUCCGUGUUGUUUUGGACGAGUCCCACGGUGUUCUUGCAGCAGUGGGUCUCGUGCAUCCGAGCAGCAGGUCGUGUGCCAGGUUGCGAACGUGAUUAAUUGUAAGGAAGCAUGUUAUUUAUUUUGGCAGUGGUAGGUUUUUGUAUGUGUUUCAUAGUUAUUUCUUUGGAUGUAGUUUUCGUUGUAGUUGUGUGCUUCAGUGUUUGAUAACAUUUGGUAAAGGUUUCACAGGGUUGCUGGUUCAUUUUUCUCAAUUGAUCCAACACCGCAAUUAUCAUUUGAUGUAGUUACAUUUUUUUCGUCAUUCAGCUCCAUCACUGUUACCCACAUUGACCUGGUUAUUGGAGUAGGACAGUGGCUUAAUACUGUUAUAACUUAUAGAGAGUGUGGAGCAUAUCAUUCAUAAUUUACAAUGAAAUUGUUCGUGUGCUCCCAUUUCAUUCCGUAAUGCACCCCUCCUAAUGAAAUGUGCUUUUAUGUACCACCUGCCUCAUCGCGCUGACUGCUAAAGCGUGGCGUGACCACGCAUCGCGUUCAUUCUCAAGCUCUCAGAUACCUGAGUCGUAUGCGAUCGGCGAGUGUGACUUAGCCCAAAAGGCACAAGUGGCCGCUCCAGUCGCCAGUGUUAAACAAUAAUCCUAAAUUUAAAUGACAGAAGUUGUGACGAUUCAUCAUCAACUCGUUAUUACCUGGACUGGGUGGAGUUUAAAGUCACGCUUUUCUUAGCAAAAGAACAUCCACCUUUGGUGUUGAAUGCAGGUGAUAUAAUAUGGGUGGGGAAUGCCUAUACCCCGUUACCUCCUAUGAGUAUAUUCAUAGCUUCUCAAAGAUCGGGGGUAUAGGCAAUUUCUGCCCGUGCGAUGUUAAACCAGUUAAUGGAAGUUUUAAAAUAUUAAGGCUGUACUUUUGGGGGAGCUUGUUUGUGUUGAUGUUGUACAUGAUGCCUUUUUCGAUGCUUUUUGUUGUCACCGCAUCCUAAAUAAUUUUAUAUAACGUGUGAGGGAGUGCGCACACGCAGGCACGCACACGAGUGGAGUUGUCACAAUUUGAGCCAUACAUUUCAACGCAAGUAUUGUUUGAUAUUUUGAACUUAAUAAAUUGUACGCAGUUAAUGUUUGAGUUGAAACGACGCCACAUUUUUUUUGUGUCUCGCACUUGCAUCUUAACCUGUGAUCAAAUCGCCGAAUGUGCCCGAUAUUUGGCAGCUCCCCAGAAGCCAAAGCAGAACUGCGCCUGGAUGAUGCUUUUGGAUGGGAGAAAUCCGUACACAGCAGGUGUUAUCGACUACUGCAACGCUACGUUAUGGACAACAGAGGGCAGUGCAUCAUCACCACGAUCCACGGGGGCAGAUGGCUAGUUACAAUCGGGGAGAUCGCCUUUUUUUGGCAGUACAGUCGAGGAAAUCCCAUUGUACUGCACCACGUGUCUGUGCCCUGCAUUCACCAACUCGCGAUGAGACAGCGGUGGUGAAGUGUGCGGCCAAUUAACGCCCACGACUCACACGGUGGCGUGGAGAUGAGCCCUCAUUCACCACUGGAUUGACGAGAGGGAUGUGCAUCCGAUUUGUCUUCAAUUGCGAAUCAUUCCACGACGUGGAAUAUUUGUUUUCAAAAGGGCUCCUGGCCUCCGAGCGUCACGUGGUAACUCCUUGCACCCGCGACUGACGAAGCCCCCCCCCCCUGUUUUUUAAUGCAAAUUUAAAACACGGGUGUGACGCAAUCUUUAUAUUUUUUUGGGUGUGUGCUACGUGGUACUUAUAUUUUUAUGCAAAACAAAAAGAUUGUUGGGUGGUGGAGGCUUGUGAAUGACGAGACGAACUUUUUUUUAACCUAACACCACCACGUGGCCCAAAACACAAAUACUCUUACAUUUAGAUUUAAAGCUUUCGUAACUGCAGGGAUUCAUAUUCUUGGUUCUUUCGGUAAAGUCAAGUAGAAGGGAAAUAAUAAAAUAAAAUAAAAAUAUAUAACAAUAAAAAAGGGAAAUAAUAAAAUAGAAUGUUUUUAUUGUUUUAAUUGUAUCAUUUUUUAAUAUGUGUAUUAUUUUAUUAUUUCCCUUCUACGUGACUUUACCGAAAGAACCAAGAAUACAAAUACCUUUGUAUGUAUUGGCAACGGAAACCUAUUAAUCGUUCGAACGCGACGAAUCGCAACACUUAAAACGCGUUACACACAGGCUGGUGGUGGUGGUUGUCAUCGGUAAAUAAUUUUAUUUUUGCGAUGUAACGCACAGUAGUAAAAAGACUUGAGAUGUUGGCAAGUAUACAACGAUACGACCAGGCAUGACAAUGCAACCAGGUGUUAUCCCCGGAUGCACAUUCACAACACUCGCUGCGUUCUGUUAAAUGCGACGCGCACGGCAAACUGCACUACGGCACCCACGAGUGGCG
Lethenteron reissneri (Far Eastern brook lamprey) is the source of this 5546-nucleotide messenger RNA. RefSeq names its product lamina-associated polypeptide 2-like. NCBI's taxonomy places the organism in Eukaryota, Metazoa, Chordata, Hyperoartia, Petromyzontiformes, Petromyzontidae. Gene Ontology annotation, molecular function: DNA binding. The record is from RefSeq and is a predicted model, not a curated record.